This is a messenger RNA of Xyrichtys novacula (pearly razorfish), 9885 nucleotides long. The record is from the annotation of a GenBank genome assembly. NCBI's taxonomy places the organism in Eukaryota, Metazoa, Chordata, Actinopteri, Labriformes, Labridae.
CCUCGUAUAAAUACGGACGCAUUAUUUGAAGAAAGGCGGUGGUGAGCACAAUCUUCUGGCUGUUCUCUCUCUCCUCCCGGGACCACAGACAACGCCUGGAAGAAUUUAUUGAAGAAAACUGUCCACAUCAGGACAUAAGCUUGUUCAGCCCCUAAAAUAGUAAGUGUGGGUAUUUUGACCAGUAUUUCUAGCCCUUCAUUUAACUUGAGGAAUUACUGCUGAUGCGUAAAAUGGGUGCACCACUUUAUUUCGAACGAACGAUUUCACUCUUUAGGGGUCUUUGUUUUCUGACAGGGACAGCUUCUUCAGUAAUUUUUUUUGAACAUGAUGGAUUUUACAAAUAUCAACUUUAACACAAUUUGGUGUUGUGCCAACUAUCUUUAUGGUUUUUAAGAAUUCCAUGAAAUACUAACUCAUGUGUAACCAAAUGUGUUUUCUUCUGUUUUCAGACAGUGAAGUCAUGCAGGUGGAGAGGAAAUGGCACAUAUUGUUGUCUAUCUUCUUUCUGCUCAUCACCUCAGGCCAGUGCAUGGACAGCAAGGAUGUGAAGCAGAAAGAAAGAAGGACCCUGUUGGAUCUAAUCUUACAGGUUAUCAGAGACAGCCAGCACCAGCACCGGGACAAAGGUGUCUCCAGGCGCUGUAGCAGUGGACUCUUCUCCUCAGCCCAAGACAUGAAGUUCUCCUCCAGGGAAAAGCCUUUCUAUGUUCCUAGGCUGGAUAACAGUAGACUCAUAGGUAAGCUGAUAAGAUUUAUUUUUAGGUCACGAUCAUGAAAGCAUAAUCCUCAUUUCUCUGGGUGAGACAGCUGUCAUCAGUCUGGUAUGAGCUGCACACCUUAUGUAUGAGCGUUAUUUAGUUUGGCUGAAUGGAACAAGUCUGCAUGAUGUCUAAGUUAUAUAGAGGAGAGAAUUAGGAUGUCUGUUCAGGCAAACUUGAAAGACAAGGUUCAACAUAUUUACCUGUUUCUACUCAAGUGACUGACUAUGAAGUGGUUUCUUUGAAGCAUGUAAUGUGUUUCAUUUGUGCACAAAAACAGGCUGUUUUACCGUUACAAAAUCUGGUAUAUUUAUUCCCUGUCUGUUUCUGCUUCUUUGACACACGCUGUCACUCCCUUAUCCAAACGGUGACAGACUGAUGGAUAGAGAUGUGGAAAGGUUCUACAAAUUAAUUUAGGAGGAGUGUCAUGCCAAAUUUAUGAAUAACUCAUUCAAUUUGAUCUGUUGUGGAGCAUGAAUGAUGGCUGCUAUUCGCUCUGGUGCACACAAUACAGUCUAGAGAGCAUCUCUAUAAAUUGCAUAUCAGAAAAGACUGGCUGUGUUGUAUUACAGUACGGUAAUUUGCAGCUGUCCAUUGGAUUCACUGUUAGUCAGUCUUUUACGUUGUAGUUAUGAAAUUCAGGAAACGUGCUCCUUUGGUGCGUAUUAUAAAGGUUGUAACCCUGGAUGAAGAACCUUUAUCCAACCAAAACAAGUCAUCAUUCUUACUCAAAAUGAUCAUUUCCUCUGUAGGGAAUGAGGACUUGAUUGAUGAAAAUGUGCUUGUAUUCACUUUAGCAAAAGUAUUACAUAAUAAUGGAAGUUAAAUUAAAAUAUAACACAGAACAAACUUUACUUGUCUUUAAUACUUUUUCAAAUAAGAGAGGAUCAAAGAAGUGUGGCCCUAACCAGACUACCCAGAAAAUCCUGCUCCUUAUGUGAAGUAGCACUGUUGUAACUCAAAGUGUCUUGAUCCAAGCCUCUGUUGUCAGUUAAGUGCCAUUAGAGCAGAGUAUGUUGUUUAUCUACCCAUUGAAAUGGUACUCAUCAACUUCUCUAUCAAUUAGAUCAUAUUUUCGAGAGGUUACACAGGCCUUACAAAGCUCAAAGUCUUGGCUUGAGCUUAUGCAAUUGGAAAAGUACCUUUUCUCAGACCACUGGUUGGGUGGAAUUUAUCUUCAGAGGUUAUUAAAAGCAGCAUAUUAGCAACUGGUGCAUGUGAAGCUACCAAAGAUCCAUGGUCACGCAAGGAUAGAUUUUUGGAAUGAUGAGGAAGAGAGGAACAUCUGUAAGCAUGCUUGUGUGUGAGCUUUGUAUUUCUCAGUAUGCAUCUGAAAUACCAAUACUAUGUCACUGGACAUGACCGAGGGGAAAAGAUUUAUACUUCCAUUAGCUACAGUGUUGUGCAGCACAAGAAAUAGACUUCAGUCUGGCAGCUUAAAUAAUUUUUUCUUGUAUCUAUACUGGUAAUACGAUUUGAUCAGCACCCUAAAUUUUGGGCUAUAUCAGUUGAUUUUACCUACUCCAGACUGCCAUUUGUGUUCUUUACAUCCAGACUUCAACACAUCUGAUACCAUGUCAAGGUGGUAAAAUACAUGUGUUUUAAUCGUUAGUCAACAUGAGUCUAUUUCAGAUUUUAUUCUCCUUCUGCAGUUCAAGCAGACUCUUGGGUCUGGGGGCUAAUGUAUGAACCUAGCACUGCAACGACUUGCAUGGACUUAUUUUGAUGAGCAUUAAGCUCAAAUACAAUAAUCUCUUUAUCUUGUUAGUCUGGCCAAAGUGUCAUCAGACACCUACAUGGAUGAGCAGAGGGGUAUGUGUAUGAAAUAGUCCAGCUGACAGAUCCCCCAGAGAAUAACGUGAACUCAGAAAUGAGACACUAGCUGCACCGCUGAUGAACAAGAUUCAUUGAAAAAAUAUUAAGAUUAGAAUCAUGAUUAUAGAUAAUAAAGUACUAAAAUUAACCAAGAUACGGGCUGUAAAAAGUAUUCAGUCACAGAAAGAAGUGAUAAUGUGAAGCUGUAAUUGCUGGAAAUGAUACUUUUGACAACAACAGUCAUAUUGAGCAUGCAGACUUACUUUUAGAAAGUAUAAUUUUGUAUAAGUGACUGUCCAUUGAUGAGCUAACAGUGUUUCUCUUUUUCAGAAAUUGUCCCAAGAGAUGUAGACAUGAAAGGCAAAUUCAUUCAGCAUUUCACAGGUAAGAAAAAUCCCAUCAAAGACAGCAUCAUAGGAGCUCAGAUAAAGCAUUGUUGGCAUUUUAUUGGUCCUUUCCAAAAAUGUAAUAAAUGUUAUUUAAAUGAUAGUUGACAACUAAUUCCAAGAUCUGUAACCUUGAGAAAAUCCUUUUCAUUUAUUACUUCAGUGUACAGUAUGAUUAAGUCCUAGAAUGCUUUGUGAACACUGGUACUGCUGUGGGUCAGAAGAGGGUUGUUGGCUUAGCUGAAGGGCCAGGCUGCGGGGAAACAGCACAUGGUCUGAAGCCGACAGAAUUAAGUUGAAGGCAGCGCAAGGUUAAGCUGAUUAUUCGUCUCAGGACCAAUGAGUAGACUUCAUUAUUGGUGUGAAAAUCUGCAAGUUUAAAUGCUGGUUAAAAAAACCUCUAUGGUGAUUAUAAUUACAGACUCAGUUCCCGUGUUAAGUCAUGUUGAACCCUGACUCCCAGACCAUGUGCUGCUCACUUUCAAUUUGUGAUAUUUGUACAAAGUUUGGUCAUACCCACUGGCUAAAUGAAUAAGAGAAAUUUUUCUAAAAAGCACUGGAAAUCUUUUCCUCCUUGCCUGAUUCCACCUUUCUCAUUAAGCAGGACCAGUCAAGUUCUCGUCGGAGUGCAGAACACACUUUCACAGACUUUAUCACAACACAAGGGAUUGUUCAAGACCAGCAUGUACGUAUGUUUUUCCCCCUAAUGUUGCUUUUUCUAUCCUUUGCUCAAGGUUUUUAAUGCCAUUCUUAAUCAUUGCAAGUUUUAACCCUUUACACACAUGUGGAAAACCUUCUGUUUUCAAUCACCUUCUUACUGUGAGGGAUUUGUCCAAGCAUGAGAAACAGGUGCUUGAGUGUCAACACGUUGGCUAUUUUGAUCAAGAGAGUUACCUUUGUUUUUCUUUUUUCUUUUCUUAUUUUCUAUGUUUACUGGUUUUAUGAAGCUGGGCUCAAUUCAUGUCUGAUACUUCAACUCAGCAAUCAGGAUUUAGCAAUAUUUGUUUGGAAUGAUCUUAGUACAUUUUACACUUUUAUUUAGGGGACAGAACGGUAGGUGAAACCGGGAAUAAGGAGAAGAGAGAGGGUGACAAUUAAGAAUAAAUGACUGAGGCCAAAAAUCAAAUCAGCGGCCGUCAAUCUGUUCUAUGUUCAGCCAUGAUAACAGUUCACUUCCAACUCAGUAGAUUCAGAGGACAAACGUAAACUACUCAUUUCUGUCUCUACAUUAGUAACCACUGUGAUAGAAGCUACUUCUGUUUCUCUCUAAAAAUGCAGACUUAAAAUCAUAAUACCAAAGAAUACUGCCAACCAGAGAGCUUUCAGUUACAUUUGGUCAAGCUGAUCUAUCAGAUAUCAUCUAAUGACAUUAGAGAUGAUUUUUAAGAAAUUUCUGGAGCUAAAACUAAAACUGACCUGGGGCCUUUGGCCAAGUCUUCCUUUUGGUCCAAUGAAGUUUAGGUGCUGUGUAAAACGUAAAUAAAAACAGAAUACAGUGAUUUGCAAAUCCUUUUUGACCUAUAUUCAAUCAAAUGUACGACAAAGACAAGAUAUUUGAUGUUAAACAGAAACCCCCUUUUUUUUUCUAAUAUUCAUUCAUUUUUAUUUAAUGGCUGAAAUAUAUCCAAAAAAAGUUGGGUCAGGGUCAUGUUUGCCGCUGUGUUACAUCACCUUUCCUCUCAACAACGCUCAGUAAGCGUUGGGAAAUUGAGGACACUAAUUGUUGAAGCUUUGGAGGUGAAGUCUUUCCCAUUCUUGCCCCAUGUACAACUUCAGUCAUUUAACAGCGGGGGUCUUCAUUGUGGUAUUUUGUGCUUCUUUGAACUUUGUGAUGACGAUAAUCUGGAUGGUUCUUUUUUCCUCUUUAGCCUGGAGGACACCACGUCUAUAAUUUCCAAAAACUAUUUGAAAUAUGGACAUGUCAGACCACAGAACACUUUUCCACUCUGUGUCAGUCCAUCUCAGAUGAGCUCAGGCCUAGAGGAGUAUUUCUGGCUGUUGUUGAUACCUAGCUUUUGCUUUGCAUAGCAGAGUUACUCACUUGUAGAUGUAAUGAAGAUCUGUGGUGGUGUCCAGGUGGUGAUGUCCUUUAGAGAGUGGUGUAGGUUCUUAAUGCAGUGCCUCCUGAGGGAUCGAAGGUCACAGACAUUCAAUGUCAAUAGACAUUCAAAAGAUUUCUCUGGAUUCUCUGAAUAAUUUGAUGAUAUUACGAACUGUAGAUGAUGAAAUCCCUAAAUUCCUGCAAUUGUACAUUGACUAUUGGCUUAAGCAGUUGCUCACGAAGUGGUGAACUUUACCCCAUCCUUGUUUGUGAACGACUGAGUCUUUUCAGGAUGCUCCUUUUAUAUCCAAUCAUGAUACUCACCUGUUUCCAAUAAACAGGUUUCCCUGUGGAAUGGUUCAAACUGGUGUUUUUGGAGCAACCCUUAAUUUUCCCAUCUUUUGUUUCCACUGCCCACGCAUGUUGAAUCAAAUCCAAAAUGAGUAAAUACAUUUGAAAAAAAAAGUUUAUCAGUUUGAAUAUUAGAUAUCUUCUCUUUGUUGUGCAUUCAAUUGAGGAUGGGUUGAAUAGGAUAUGCAGAUCGUUGUACUCAUGUUUUGCCAACAUCCCAACUUCAUUGGACUUUGGGUUUGUAUAUUUAGCAGUGUGAGAAGUGGUAAUGAAAUGAAUCUUGAGAAAACAACAGUUCAGAUCUAAUUGUUAGCUGUGCUUGAAAUGGAUAGAAAGUUAUAUUGUUGUUAGAUACUAAAAUACUAAGACUGCAAACAAAAAUCAGAAUACCCAUUACUUCAGCAUUUUAAUGUGGAAUUUAUUAUUAUUGUGGGAAUUUAUUGACUAAUCAGACACUUAAUGGGCAUUUUCAGAUAUUUACUUUAAGGUUAAUAUAAUUAUGGUAAACUAUUUUGAUUGGUAGAUCAGUCCCUGACUAAUUUGUGGAGGUUUCUUAUACCCUGGCAUGCAGGUUGAAAUGUUUUGUAAUGUAAGGCAAGCUAAAUAAAAGGUCAUAUACAACAAUGAUAGUUUCUUCCAAAUUGAUACCAUUACAAGACAAUAUAUAGAUCAGUUGUUUCACUCUGAUUUGGUAUAAGAGCGAUACAAGAUGUCACCCCAAGCCCUGAAAGGGUUAUAUAUAUUUCUUUAAUUAAAAAGCACUCCUAGCAAAGAUUUGUGUAUUCUUAUCUGAUUAUUGAGUUUGUCCAAGAUUUCAAACUUUUAAAAGGAUCAUAGAAAAAUAAAGUACAUUCGGGCAGCAGAAGACCCCUCUGGGGAGUUCGCAUUUUGAAAUUAGUAAGAUGACGUCAAGAUGGCGUCAGAGAGUGAUACCAGACGAUGCUUCCCUGCUGCAGAUAAACAUCUGUUUAGCUGGAAUCUCCUUUUCUGUGGACAGAGUCUAUUUGUACUGUGAGGUCAAAUGAACAUUAACUCAGAAUAAAAGCAAUAAUUCAAUGUAGUGUUUUGAUAGAAAGUUUAGUUUCAACCGGAGAUGAUGGAUAUGCACAGAGAGCAGAAACAGACAGCAGCCAGCUGAUAGACAUGCUUCAUGUACUGUUUGUUGGAUUUAUAUGAUGCAGAGUGUCCUGUGGACUGUGACACUGGGGAUUUCUCAUUAUACUGUAUUCAGAAACAGGAUUAACAAACAUGAGUGACGGUGAUAUUUACAGAUCCAGUGAUUCUGUUAGACUAGAACUUAGCUUUUAACACCCACUGAGAAAUUCACAUGUUGGGACUCCUCUGAUGUCAGUACUGACCAUAAUGUCGCUCACAGUGCAGUGAAUAUUUACCUUUCUCACUUUGAUCGAAAUGAUUAUGUUUUAUGUUCUUUUUAAAACACUGUGAAGGUGGUAUAGUCUGGGUUUACAAAACUUGAUCUGUAUUGUGAUUUAAAGACAGAUUUGUCACUUCAGCUGUUUGGACUCCUCUGAUUCUGUUAUUAAAACAUGCGUCUGUGAGGAGCCAGUUGGCCAGCAGUUUAAGUCUGCACUGUGUACUUAGGCUACAGCCCUUGUCAAAUCGGUAGCUGGUUCCACUUUCAGUCCCAACCCUUUGUCCCCUCUCUCUACUACCCUCAUUUCCUGGCUCUUUUCAGACUAUAGCUAUAUAAAGAGGAAACUUUCAUUAGCAGGCUCUAACUACAUGAGUGAUUUUAACACAUUAAUGCCCUCUUUUCUCACCGAUUCUUCUUUCAUUCACAGAUUACAAAAGAUGUGCGAGGUUGCUAACACGAUUAGCGAUGAGUCCACUCUGCAUGCAGUCAUAGAAAAUGCAUGUAAGUGCUCCUCUUGUCUUGUCAAUUUUUUUAAGGAUUUACAUUAUUGUAAUUAAUUGGAGGAAAAUAUAUUUCUUUGCUGCCAAUAUGCCUGGUGCGAAGCAAAAGCUUAUAUAAUGCAAAACACCUGUUGUGCAUCUGUUCAACAUUUGUAUACUUGAAACAAAUUUUUCUUCGGUGUCGUCCAUGUUGAAGCAUUUAACUGUCAAAAAGACGCACUCGGUAUUUAAUUCAAAUGAAAUAUUUCAUUUGAACUUAGUGCUGGUUGGCAGAAAGACACAAAUCUAUUUCAUUACAAUCAGGAAGUUAUUUUGCAGUAUUUAAGCCUUAUUGUCAAGCUAACACAGGAAACAAGUAUUUGAAUCAUUUGAUGAAUGUUUCUGUUCAAAAAACCGCAAAGACUAGAGCUCCAGGAACCAGCGUCCAAAUUCAAUUGUAGUCAUUUUACAGCCUUAUUAUUCACUGUCAACUGAAAAUACGAGAUAAAGUAACUCUGAUUGGAAAUAAGGCCAUAUUUCAUAAAAAAUAACAUACUUUGAAACCUAUAAGUUACUGUUGUACAACAGCUUAAACGAGCUUUUCGCUAUCAUCAGGUAGCAGCUAUGUUAGCAUUUAAGCUCCAUCUCAUUGUUACCUGCAAAGUAAGUGCUUUUCUACCUCCUCUCUUACCACAUUUCAACAGAACAAUAUCAUUUGUCCUCUACUUAAUAUUAGGUCAGAUUUGGCUGGACUUUGUUGAAAAACAUAAGACUCCAGCAACAUUAAGCUCCCACAAAUGGAGAAAAUGGAAGGACUUAAAUGCUGUUCACAACACUUGAAAAAAAACAGAUCAUGAUAUGUGGAGACUGUAGGGAAUAUUGCUCACUGUCACCAAAACUUGUGUUCUAUUUUUGUAUGUACGUUACUUUGUAGACAAAACAAAAAAAAGAAAAGAAAAUAUAAGUUUAAAAAAAUCAACACGCUUUACAUCUGGAGAGCAUUAACCUCACUUUGGAGUUAUUCAGGGUUAUGAUAUGAGACACACUAGUGGAGGGAAUUUGCAAACCACCUGCCCACUUUGCAUUUGAGCUUUUGUUGCUUUAAAACUUGUGUUGGAAAAGACCUAAAACAGAAAACUAGAGCUUUGUAAGUGAGCAUUAUUGUUUAAGAAGAAAUUUGUAAAUGCUGUUAGUUUGUUUAUGGUACAUUUUGAGCAUCAUCAAUUGUAUAACGCUGGUCCCCUUCCCCUGAGAAAAUACACUGUGUUGUUUUUUGAUGUUGCUAUAGUAGAACAGCUUAGAUACUGUUUCACAACGGCAACUAUCUAUGAGCUAGAACAAAGAGCAAUGGACUCCAUUAUUGUAAGAUUUCAGAGAACUGUUUAAAAAAAAGUCCUUUGGUGGAAAAGUAAUAUUAAACCCAUCAAAACUGUUGAUAGGAGCAAUCCAUUGAUAAACAAUGAACAAAUAACAGCUUCGGACAUCUUUGCAUGAUAGAUAAUUCUCCAUUGGGCCGAUGUCUCUCAGCAGGGCAAAUAUCAACAUAUAUAACAACAUUCUACUAAUAUGGUGCACCCCAAAAUAGUGUGAAGAAAUUGCAUACAAACAAAAAAACAAAAAAAAAACUAACAUUUGAAGACACAGGCCAACUGAGACCGUUGUCAGUACUUUAACUUUGGAUGAAGUCACAGACACCCUUUUGUUACUUUGAUCUUAGAUGACAGCAGCUUGGAUUAGCUCACUGUCGUCUAGUCCAACAUGUGCUCGCAAUGAACGCAAUUAAGUCUAUGUGGUGAGUGAUUGCUACAAAAGUUCAUCUGCAAAAAUGGCCAUGCUAGUUCAUUUGAGUUUUUCGUGGUAUAGGGCUUAAGCCGAUGAUCAAACUAAAGCGGCUGACACAUUCUCAGGUAUUCAUUUUCUCAAGUGAAUCGGAUAAUAAGAUCCUGACAGCACAGUUCUCAGAAAAACGCCAAAGGUAUAUCACAACCAAAGAGCUUUUUGAGUUAGGUUAUUAAGUGAUUCAUUAUUCCUGAUCACUUUUGAAUGAGCUGAGACAUAACAUCGAUGGAGGCCAGUUAUGUCAGGUCAGUAAUGACCCCUUUUUGGCUUCCGCACAAAGAUGUGUCUUUGCCAAUGGUGGAAAGAAGGAUAUGAAAUAAAUCUGAAUAAAACUGCAAAAAGUGAAAACAUUAAAUUCUAAUAAUAUUUAUUUUGUCAUUUCAUUUCAGGUCCCAAAAGUGAAUGAGGGAUCAGGAAGUGCCUUCAAAUCCACAGCAGACAUAUGAACAUUGUUGUGUUUUUAGUGUUUUUAUUUUCUUGUCAUUUCUGAAAAUGCCAAUAGUCAGCAUUGAACGAGUUUUCUUUUUGUUUAAGUGUACCUGUAUGUAUCAUAUAUUUGUAUGAAAAAUAUUAAUUUAAUAUUAAAAACACCUAUUUAUUGAAAGGUUAUGUAUAUAAUAAUGUCACAAUCAUUCCAAAUCAGGUUAUUUUAGUUAUUAAAAUUAUAUCUAAUGGAAAGAAAGCUUUUAUUUUUUUCUCUCUUCACCUAUGAAUUCCUCUCCCAAUAUGGGUCUGAAUGAUUUGUCAUGUUCUUUCAUUGUCCUCAUUAGAUUUUAUUUGGCACUUGAGUGAUAGCUGACAAUGAGAACAUAUGGAAUGACUACAGUGGUGAUGAUGCACU